Messenger RNA from Magallana angulata, 4071 nucleotides. RefSeq lists its product as uncharacterized. NCBI's taxonomy places the organism in Eukaryota, Metazoa, Mollusca, Bivalvia, Ostreida, Ostreidae. The transcript has 29 exons. Gene Ontology annotation, cellular component: membrane. Bases 7 to 4071 code for a protein of 1354 amino acids. Gene Ontology annotation, biological process: cell surface receptor signaling pathway. The record is from RefSeq and is a predicted model, not a curated record. Gene Ontology annotation, molecular function: G protein-coupled receptor activity.
UGUAAAAUGUGGGGCCUAAGACUUCUAGUGCGAGUAAUUGUGGCAUUCAAUUUGCUCUGUUUAGCAUUUUGUGUUUAUAGGAACUGCGGAGGAAUCGUCCGUGCUCCAAAAGGUGUUGUAACAUCUCCGAACUUUCCAAAUGAGUUUCCUACACCAAUUUUGUGCGAAUGGGUUAUCCUAAACCGCCAGACAAAGUUCACAUUGAUCCAUCUUACUCAAUUUUAUUUGAAAAGUCAUUUUACCGUCCAGUUCUUUCAGGAAUAUACGAAUUCUGAAAUGUACAGAAACGAAUCAAGACCGGAAGUAUUAAACGCUUACCAUGACGUGUACACAAUGGUUAUUCCGGCUCCGUAUGCCGUUCUGCGGUUUGGAGUCCAUGAAAUGGGCGACAUAAAUAUCCGGGUCUUGGAACAUAUGACCGACGUUUACGGUUUUAAUAUUACAUACGAAUUCGUUAAUUCAACUAUAGAUUAUCACAAAGAAACAUGCACUGCGUACCACUGCUCUUACCUUGGACAUUGCAUCGCCUCUGAGGAUUUCUCGGAAUACAAAUGUCAUUGUUUUAACAACUUCUUUGGAGACUAUUGCCAUUAUGGGCUAGACUGCAACCCCAAAACUAAGACCAAUAGGUGUCAAAAUGGAGGAAUCUGCAGCUACCUGAACGGGUCACUGAAUUAUAUAUGUGAAUGUCCUACAGGUUACACGGGGGACUGGUGUGAAAUUAAGCAAGACGACUGUUAUUAUCUUGGUUGUGAACAUCUUUGUGUGGAAGUAAUACCUGGAGUGAAGGGAUGCCAGUGUGAAGAAGGGUACCAGAUUGGACCAGACAGGCAGUCAUGCAUCGCCAAAGAAAACUUGGUUGUACUUGUUCGUCUUGAUAUUACCUCAUUGCAACCGACAACAUCUUUAGAACGGCGAACCGUUUAUAACAAUGUCGUCAGAGAACUACACCUUUUGCAUAUCAAGAAUAUUAGCGAAGUCACGAAUAUCAGAGGAAGAUCAAACAACUCUGAUGUGAUCGAGUUAAAAUUUAUUAUUAACAAAAAAGGCAUGCAUUCGACGGUGGACUUAUUGCAAAAUAUAACAAAACAAAUUUAUGAAAAGGAAGGUGGCAAAAUUGUAUUGACUUUUUCUAUUGCAGAAGAGUUAAGGAUAAUUGACUUAGUUGUUGGCAAUGGUGGUCCAACUUCUAUGGGCUAUAUCAACGAAAACGGGUUCCUUACUAUCUCUUGUAUAGCAAAAGGAAGGAACACCACGACAUUUCAGUGGUACAAAGAUGACAUACAGAUCGACUUUUCCAUUUCUCCACGCGGUGGAUAUGUCACUACAGUCCAUUCUAAAACUGAAGGGACUAUUCGCUCUGUUCUAUAUUAUACACAAAUAAAGAAGUAUGACCAAGGUUAUUUUUCUUGUGUGGCCUCUGAUGGUUAUUCUGAAAAACACCAAUCUAUUUACGUGAGUGUUCAGACGACACCUCAGAUUUACAUACCUAAGAGGCAAAUGGUGCUGUCAACUAAUGCUUCUGUUCGUAUUCCUUGCUUUUCCAUCAACGAACCUUACAACACUUUUCAAUACGAGUGGUACGAAAAUGGAGCCAAGAUUCAGUGGCAUACCCACAAUCGUUUUGUAGAAAGUCUGUUACCAGCUGGAACACAACUGUUUGCUAAAAGAAUAUCACAAAGUACAAACUUUACGUGUAGGGUUGCAAACAUGGUUGGAGCGGUCAACCUAACCACGCGUGUUUUUGUGGCAAAAGAUAACCAGUUGAUGUGUCAUGCUGAGAUACACAUGGGCAUUCUUUGGCCUGACACAAGAAAUGGACAUUUGAUAAAACAAAAUUGUCCCGAUGGCUUUGGAGGAUAUGCCGAACGAUCUUGUUAUUGCGACGUUAAAGGCGGUUGCAAGUGGAAUGAACCAAGCUUCCUUUAUUGCCAGUCUAAUCAGCUGAUUAAAAUAUAUGACAAGGUUGAAAUUCUUUACCAUGGAUACAGGUCGUCUACGAUAUCACAUAUUUUAGAUGAACUGCACAGCUUUAUAAGUACGGUAAAUCCAAAUAUUCAUGUUGGGGAUGCAGAGCUAUCGAUAAGCAUUCUACGGAGAAUUUUUGAAUACCAACGCCAAUACCCAAUGCUAGCAACAAGCAAUGAGAAAGUCUCGUUCAAAAAUAUAAUUGAAGUUAUGGAUUGCAUUUUGACUGCGACUAAAGAUUUGCCAUCGAAUAUCAAACAGAAACUUACUCUAGGGGAAAAUAUAUUGCACAUUUCUGCCUAUCUGUCUCAAAAGUCUUUUAAGACGCUUUUUCACUUCGAAACAGAAAAGGAAACGAAGACACAAACUAUUGAUGUUAAGGAACAAGAAAGCAGGGAAAAUGGUUCCUCAAAGACACAUGGUAUGACAUUUACCUUAUUUACGUUUCGAAGUCUGGAUACUCAUCUGACAUCAAAAACAUCCUUCAAAAAUCCAAUGAUGAGGUUUUCAUCGGAUCUUGUGGCUGUUUAUGCAGACCAUAGUUUAUCAUCAUUGGAAGGACAGUCGAUGGACAUACCCAUAUAUUUAAUACAAAACAAAUCAAAGGAGUUUGAAUGUGUAUCAUGGACUAGAAAGAAAAGGGGUAUUUCAUAUCCGUCAUGGGGGAAUGCUAGCUGUUCUGUGGUGUCUGCCAAUGCAGGAGUUGUCACAUGUCACUGUCAACUUCCGGUAGAGGUGAUUGUGGUAGAACGAGACAUAAAUAUCACGGUAAAUAACAAUGACGCAGAGACUGAUAUCUUUCUCGGCAUUAUCCUGAGUCAUGCUGUUUCAAUAUGUGGCCUGUUUUUCUGUGUUGUAAUCAUUGCUGUCAACUGGAGGUACCUGACUGGUGAACAUUAUGUCUUCUACACAAACUAUAUCCUUGUUCUACUGAUGAACAACGUUGUGUUCCUGGUUUGUCACUUACGACUGCAUGACAAGAUGAUUUGGAUUAUUGGAGAAAUAGCAGUUUAUUUUUUAUACAUUUCUGCAUUCACUUGUCUUUUGAUGGAAAUGUUCCAUUUCUUCAUCCUAACCUUAACAUCCAAAGAAUAUUCGGUGAACAAGAGAUGCUCAAGAUUUAUCAUUACUGGAUGGGGAAUACCUUUGGUUCUUACCAUAUUUUUCUCCAUUGUCUCUCAAACUAUUCCAAAAGAUGCAUCAGCUGAGAAAAGAAUGGUGUGCUGGAUUUCUAAGUAUUCAUGGCAAUUCCAGGUGUUCAUAUUACCUGUUGCAUUUAUAGCUGCAGCUUUCUUUAUUUUUAUGGCAAUUGUUUGGAACAUUCGAGUGAAACUUACUGAAGAAAGCGAAAUGGUGUUUAAAAGACGCUUAAGAGUAAUUUUCCUGAAAUCUCUUGCGCUCUUAGUAUUGACGUUGGCUGAAUCCCUCCUAGGAAUGGAUAUGACUGGAAAGCAGUUUUCAAUACUAAUUUUACACUUCAUAUCCAAGAUAAGCCUGGUAAUUUGUGUCUAUGUCACUAGAUGUGCAUCAGACGGCAAGAUUGAGCACUGUGCAGUACGAAACACGUGGCUAUUAAACAAUUAUUUAACACAGAAGAAGCGAUGGAAACAAAAUAACAUUGAUGGGAAACUCCGCUCAGAAAUAGAUGCAAGAGAAUAUUACGACGAAGUUAACAAAACAAAAUACACAAGCAAAAGAAAACAAGAGUUGUCGUCGUUGCUAGGAACAUCUUCACUCGCGAGAAAUUCUAGGACGGACAGCAAUGGAACAGGAAGUAGUCGAACCACUAACACAUCCACCAAUACCAGCAUCACCAAUGUCAGCUCAGAUAGAGAGGAGAUUAUACCAGGUAAAGCAAUGAAUUCAAAAGCAGUUGCUGAAAGGCGAGACGGAAUGGAGGAGCACUCGCCUGCUAAAGGCAAGAAGUGCCUUACAGGGAAAGAGGCCACAGAAGAAUACUUCACUAUGCACAGCAUACCAAGGAGGAACGUGAAUAAAAACGGAGAAACCUGUGUACCAUUCCACACUUUUGAAAACAUAACCGAAGCCGUGGAACUUCAUCAGGCGCUCAUACACCAAGCAGACAUACAUAUUGUGAUGUAA